AUGGUUCUCCCCAAAGCGCGGUACCGCAUCUUUCCACCUCCUGGUGCUCAGCAGUUCUGCUUUCUCCUCUCUACCCGCGCCGGCGGUCUGGGCAUAAACCUUGCUACAGCCGACACAGUCAUUAUUUAUGAUUCUGACUGGAAUCCCCACAAUGACAUCCAGGCGUUCAGCAGAGCUCACCGCAUCGGGCAGAACAAGAAGGUGAUGAUCUACCGCUUCGUGACCAGAGCCUCUGUGGAAGAGCGCAUCACGCAGGUGGCCAAAAGGAAGAUGAUGCUCACCCACCUGGUCGUCCGCCCGGGGCUCGGCUCCAAGUCGGGCUCCAUGACCAAGCAAGAGCUGGAUGACAUCCUCAAGUUUGGGACAGAAGAGCUCUUCAAGGACGAUGUGGAAGGUGACAAUAAGGAUGUGGAUGACAGCAGUGUGAUCCACUACGACGACGCUGCCAUCUCUAAGCUGCUGGACCGAAACCAGGAUGCGACUGAUGACACGGAGCUGCAGAACAUGAACGAGUAUCUCAGCUCCUUUAAAGUGGCCCAGUAUGUUGUGAGAGAAGAGGACGGUGAGGAGGUGGAACGUGAGAUCAUCAAGCAAGAGGAGAAUGUGGACCCCGACUACUGGGAGAAGCUGCUGCGGCACCACUAUGAGCAGCAGCAGGAAGAUCUGGCCAGGAACCUGGGGAAAGGGAAGAGGAUCCGCAAGCAGGUCAACUACAACGACGCCUCGCAGGAGGACCAAGAGUGGCAGGACGAGCUCUCUGACAACCAGUCGGAGUACUCCAUUGGCUCCGAGGAUGAGGAUGAAGACUUUGAAGAGAGGCCGGAAGGUGGCAGAAGACAAUCCCGGAGACAGCUGAAGAGUGACCGGGACAAGCCUCUCCCUCCUUUGCUGGCAAGAGUUGGGGGGAAUAUCGAGGUUCUCGGCUUCAACGCCCGGCAGCGCAAGGCUUUCCUGAACGCUAUCAUGCGCUGGGGCAUGCCGCCCCAGGACGCCUUCAACUCUCACUGGCUGGUCCGGGAUCUGCGAGGGAAGAGUGAGAAGGAGUUCAGGGCGUACGUCUCUCUCUUCAUGAGACACUUGUGUGAGCCUGGGGCAGACGGUGCCGAAACCUUUGCGGACGGCGUUCCCCGGGAAGGGCUGUCGCGCCAGCACGUGCUGACUCGGAUAGGAGUCAUGUCACUAGUAAGGAAGAAGGUCCAGGAGUUCGAGCACGUCAAUGGGAAGUACAGCACCCCGGAUCUGAUUCUCGAGGGCCCAGAGAGCAAGAAGUCCAGCGAGAUUGUGUCUUCAGACCCCAACACCCCCAUCCCGGCCAGCCCGGCACAUGUGCCCGCAGGCCCCGUGGCCCUUGCAGACAAAAUAGAAACACAACUGGGGUUCCCGGAGGAAAGGGACCAAGUGGAGCAGAAGCCCAGGAAGGUGUCUGACGGCCAGGUGCCUGCGAGUGCUGAGAAAGCGGAAAGCGAAGAGCACCCGGAAAGCUGCGACGGCAGGGAGAAACCGAGGGAAGAGAAGCAAGAGGAGAGCGAAAAGGCUGAGCCUUCUCCCGAGCCCCUGGUGAAAGAUGAGGGGAUUCAAGAGAAAGAGAAGCCUUUGGAGAAGCCGGAGCUGAACAGCAGCCCAGGGAAAGGGGAGGACAAAGAAGUCAAACCAGGUGAGGCGGAGGAGGCUUUGGGGCGAGAAGUGGUGCGAAGGGUCUCCAAAGCAAGGCGGGUGCCUGGCGCGGAGACGAGGGACCGUGUCGAGGACGCCAAGGCGGAGGAGAAGGAGGAAAGCGAGGCUCAGCAGAACGGUGACAAAGAGGAAGAGGAGGAUGGGAAGAAGGAUGACAGAAACAUGAACUUCCGAUUCAUGUUCAACAUUGCAGACGGCGGCUUUACAG
This is a messenger RNA of Balearica regulorum gibbericeps (East African grey crowned-crane), 1882 nucleotides long. The record is from RefSeq and is a predicted model, not a curated record. Lineage: Eukaryota; Metazoa; Chordata; Aves; Gruiformes; Gruidae.